UUCUUUCCUCCGCCUUCAUGCGUUAUCCAUGAACGCCACCUCCACCCAACCACUCUCUCUGCUCUUCCCCGCCGCCGGCUCCUCCUCCCCCUCCUCCGCAGUUGUUUUCUCUCUCUAGAUGGAACCGACCAUGACCGUCGACAUAUCUCCUGUGAGCGCCGCCCUUGAUUCUGAUUGUGUCCAGCAAUGAUCCACCCUUUUAUGGUCGUCCAUGUUCGUUCCCAGAUUUGGUUGCGCAGAAGGCAAAAAGCUUUAUUUCGGGGCUGAACUGAUCUGCAGUAUCUAGUUUGGUGAUUAUAUAGAGAUUUGAGGAGUACCUAACAAGUAGUUUGAUAGUUUGAUUCUUUUGUGGGUAUAUUUUGGUAUGUAGAGUAGUUUCUUUGGAGAACGCGAUUGGGUAUGUUUUGGUAUGCAGAGUAGUUUUGUUUGGAUAAAGACUAGGUGAAAUAGUUGAGAUUUUGGUGUUUCCAAAAUUUAGGAUUAGGGUUUUUGUUUUGUUGCGAUCUAGGUUGUUUUUAGCUGAUUUAUAUAGCUCAGAAGUGGGUUUAGGGUUUUGAUCUGCUGGAUUAGAGGUCUUUGGUUGGGUCGAUUUUGCACCCAAAGUGUUUGGUGAAAGUUAAAAAAAAAAAAAAAAAGGAAUUUGUUAGAUGUCCAAGGAGGGUUUGGCUUUGAAUCUGUGAUUGGAUUUUGAAAGUGGCGAAAAUGAGUUUGGGCGCGGCCGAGGAUGAAAAUUCAACGUCGGAGAUUCAUAUUCCGGCGGAUGUAGAUUGGCAUAUGCUUGAUAAAUCAAGGUUUUUCAUCCUUGGUGCCGCUUUAUUUUCCGGUGUGUCCGGCGCCCUUUAUCCCAUUGUAGUGUUAAAAACGCGACAACAGGUUUCGCCUACGCAAAUUUCUUGUUUCAGAAUGUCCUAUUCCAUGUUGAACCACGAGGGUUUGAGAGGAUUUUACAGAGGAUUUGGCACAUCCCUGAUGGGAACAAUCCCGGCUCGGGCCCUUUACAUGGCUGCCCUUGAAGUCACUAAGAGUAAUGUAGGAGCAGCAACUCUGAGAAUAGGGUUUUCCGAAACAACUGCAGCAGCUAUCGCUAAUGCUGCUGCAGGGUUGAGUUCAGCCAUGGCCGCCCAGCUUGUUUGGACUCCAAUUGAUGUAGUGAGCCAAAGGCUUAUGGUUCAAGGCAGUAGCAAAACAAUCAUUCCCAAUGUUAAUGCAUAUAAGUAUCGCGGUGGCAUCGAUGCAUUCAGCAAAAUUCUGUAUUCUGAUGGACUGCGAGGCCUAUACAGGGGGUUCGGGAUUUCGAUAUUGACUUACGCUCCAUCAAAUGCAGUUUGGUGGAGUACUUACUCUAUAGCUCAUAGGCUCAUCUGGGGUGGGAUUGGAUGCUAUUCCAGCAAUAAAGAUGAGAAUGGUGGAGUCAUAGGUUCCAGUUUUAGGCCGGAUUCAAAGAGCAUGGUGGCAGUUCAGGGGUUGAGCGCCGCCAUGGCCAGUGGGGUUUCAGCUUUAAUCACCAUGCCACUUGAUACAAUUAAGACGAGAUUGCAGGUUUUGGAUGGAGAAGAAGGUGGAUGUCGAUCGCCAACCAUUGGUCAGACAAUUAAGAAUUUGAUGAAGGAAGGUGGACUUGGAGCUUGUUACAGAGGAUUGGGGCCGAGGUGGGCUUCAAUGUCGAUGUCUGCAACAACCAUGAUCACUACCUAUGAGUUCUUGAAAAGGCUAUCUACUAAGAACCAAUAGAGCUUGACCUCAGAAGCAGUAAGAAGAAAUGAAAAAACAGAUAUAGAAUUGUUGUUUGGAAUCCCUGUAAUCUGAUUUAUGUGUAAUUUACCUUCCUUUUCUUGUUAUGUUGAAUAUCAUUGCAUAUCCAUGUAUAGCAAUAAUAGCCUUUUAGUUCUUUACCUUAGAACAUUAA
Molecule: messenger RNA, 1906 nt
Organism: Vitis riparia (riverbank grape)
Lineage: Eukaryota; Viridiplantae; Streptophyta; Magnoliopsida; Vitales; Vitaceae
Product: solute carrier family 25 member 44-like
Exons: 1
Coding region: 703-1731 (342 amino acids)
Biological process (GO): transmembrane transport
Source: RefSeq, a predicted model, not a curated record